Messenger RNA from Prunus dulcis (almond), 1602 nucleotides. RefSeq lists its product as uncharacterized. Lineage: Eukaryota; Viridiplantae; Streptophyta; Magnoliopsida; Rosales; Rosaceae. The transcript has 3 exons. The record is from RefSeq and is a predicted model, not a curated record. The annotation marks the transcript as partial.
AAAAUAGCUAAAACGGGGUCCCUGUGUUGUGUGGCUGCAAGGCCACAUGAAUCACAUACGGCCAGUAGGGAUUGGUCCGUGGGUCCAGAGGAGCCUUGCUGGCGAACUAAUACGAGCUUCUCACCACCCCCAUCGAGAUGGGAUUUCCGAUUCCAACCUGAAGAACUACAGUAUGGUUUGCAUGAUGGUAUUCAGCAACAUGGGUCUUCUACUUCAUCAAACAGUAAAGGAAGUAGGGGCUGGGUAAGAGGCAACAAUCUCUAUAAUCAUCACUACUCUGCAUCUGAUGGUGCUGCACUGUUUUUAAGUAGUUCAUCUGACCUUUCUCAAGGUCCUCAGUGGACACCUCCAGCGAUACAGGAAAUCAGUAUAGAUGAUUAUGAAACUGCCAAAAGGAGAGCUUUUGGGCAUUCAUUCUUUAGACCUACCAUGGAGGGAACUUCAGAAAUUCAAGACACCGGGGGAUCCUCCUCAUCCCGUUCAGACAGCAGUGAGUCUGAACCUGCACUCAAGGCAUGCCUAUCUUCUCAUCAUACUUUACCGAGCCGCCGUUCAUUCAUGUCCAAACCUAUUCAUCCCUUAUCUUUUCCUGCACAAACUCCUCCAAGAGAGGCUUCUGACCUUACAUUAGCUGGAUUUACGGAAUUUGAUGCUGCCACUCCUCAAAGAGAUGGCCACCGCUGGAGCAGUGCGAGUAGCAGCAUUGAUUUUGCAGAUGUUUCUGAGUCAUUUGAGGCAGAAAUUUCUGGUCGACCAUGUAAUAAUAUGUCUGAUGGUUUUAGAUGCGGGUUGUGUGAAAGGUUUCUUUCACAGAGAUCACCUUGGAGUUCUCGUAGGAUAGUAAGAAGUGGAGAUAUGCCAGUCACAGGGGUGCUUUCUUGUUGUCAUGUCUUCCAUGCAGAGUGCUUGGAGCAAACAACACCCAAGACACGUAAAAAUGACCCUCCCUGCCCAUUAUGUGCCAGAUUUGAUGAGGAAAAUCUCCCUGAGCAGCAAGGCUUCGCAAGACUGCGGACUGGUUUUCCACGGCUCAGACCAAUUUCUGAUGACGGGCCAUCCAGGCCUUGGGGAUGUACGCAGGUAGGAGAUUGUGUUGAAGGGGCUUUGCAUGCUCCCCCGCGCAAUAGUAUGCUGUUGCUUAACAGAAGUCGCAUAAAGAAAAAUCUUUCUUUGAAAGGUAAUUUGGGCAAAGAAUUUCCAGGUAAGUUGAGAAAAAGUGGCUCUUACUCUUUUCAGCAUUUGAGUGGAAAAUCAGCUGACCAGGGAGCAGUUGGAAGCUCAAAGUCAAAGAUGACUGCAGGCCUGAGUAUUAAGAACUGAAGAAAAUACAUAGCUAAAUCGGAACCCCGAAAGUUUUCUUGAUAGGCAAUCCUUGAAUUCUGCUAUUUGGUUGCAAGUCUGAGUAGAUUAUAUAUCUGCAGUGAUUGGAUUGGAUAGCCUGCCGCCUUGUAUAGAUUUGAUCUUGCUCAAAUUGUGGGUUGAAACCUUUGUUGGAAGUAGACACAUGUAUGUUUACGUUGCUAUUGUGCCUCUGUAUUUUGAUUUGUGGAUGAAUCUGUUUUGCCCUCUAAGAAAAGGGAAAUUAAUUUCUUUUUUCUUCUU